GUAACACUCCACAAUAUCCUUCAUACUCUCUCUAAUCACGUUUGACAAUAUCUCAUCAAAUUAGAGUGAAUACAAUGAGAAUGAUGUAGUUAAGCGUGAGUGAACAAGACACACUUCACACUGCAGGAUGUCGGGCUCGGAUUUUUCUCACCUGGAGCCGGCGGCGCGUAUUAAACUGCUGUGCUCCCAGAGUGACUGUGUUAUAGUUGAUGGUAAAAUUCCUCUUCGCAGGUACUUCAGGUCAGGCUUGGAAAUGGUUCGGAUGGCUGAUGUGUAUGCUGAGGAGGGAAGCCUUGAAAAUGCCUUUAUUUUAUACAUGAAAUUUAUGACGUUAUUCUUGGAAAAGAUCAGAAGUCAUCCAGACUUCUCUAACCAUUCAUCAAUUGAUAAAACUAUUAAUACUAAAAAGCUUAAGGAAAUUCUUCCAAAGGCAGAGAGACUGAAAAACCAACUGAGAGAAAAAUAUCAACGAGAAUACAACGUUAUUGUCCAAGAACAGAAACUUUUGGAAGAACAGUUUAGACGUAAACAAGAGGAAGCUCAGGAGGAAGAAACGAGGAAAAGACAGCAAAGUGAGGAGGACUACAAGAGGAGGAAAGACAUAAAGGACGAGAAGAAGAGAAUACGAGACCUACAGUCCAUCCAUCACAAACACUCCGAGUUACCCCUGGAUGAUGCUCCCCCAGCGUAUGAUGAUUUAGGUAGCCUAAGCUAUCCUACCUCAGCUUUAACUCUGAAUGACCUUAGUAAUGAUGACAGACCAAGUGGGCCACCAGAGGUCAUCGGCUCAUCUUGUGUAUCACCAAUGUACCCACCCAACAGUGCUCACUCCUUACCCAACAUCCCAUCAAGAGAUCUGAAGCCAAUGCUUCAUAGCACUCCUCAGGUGGACCGCAGCAGUAAACCCACGUCACUAUUAAGUGCCAACGUGGGGACAAAGAGUGGAGGUCUACGUGAAGUGAGGGUUCCUAGUGAACUAAUGGCCAAGUUCAUGGCUCUGGCUCAGCCAAAUACUCAACGUAAUGUUGAAACUUGUGGGAUUCUUGCUGGCAAACUGGCUCAACACAGAUUGUUGGUGACUCACUUGUUGGUGCCUAAGCAGUGUGGCACCUCAGACUCUUGCACCACCCAACAGGAAGAGGAACUGUUUGAUUAUCAAGAUAAAUUAGACCUUAUUACCAUUGGCUGGAUACAUACUCACCCAACACAGACGGCUUUCUUGUCAAGUGUCGACCUUCACACACAUUGUUCAUACCAGUUGAUGAUGCCCGAGGCCGUGGCUAUUGUUUGUGCCCCAAAGUAUGAAGAGACGGGCUUCUUCACUCUCACCCAGGACCAUGGAUUACCUUUUAUUGCCAACUGUCACCAGAGUGGUUUUCAUCCGCACCCAAAAGAGCCGCCGUUGUUCCUGGAUGCUUCCCACGUGACGCUGGAAAAUAGUUUGCCCAUAGGCGUCAUUGACCUUCGGGAUUCCAAGUGAGCUUUAUACUUUUUGUAAGAAUUAUUCUGUAGUUUUCACAUUAAUGGAAAUUGCAUCCAGUGUAUUGUUAUUAUUAUUAUUAUUUUUUUUAAAUAUCAUCUACCUUGAACCAAACUCAGUUAAUUCAGAGUGGAUCAAAAAAACAAAAUCUAUAUUUCUGGUAGACUUAGGAAGAUACUGUACAAUACUGUAAAUUCUAGGAAAACAUAUAAUAAAUGAUUGACUAGCUUAGAAUAGUUAACAAAUGUUAUCACUACUGUGCUUUUAAUAGCAAUUCUCUUUAAGUUGUUAGUGAUGUGAUAUCUUUAUUUUGUAUUCUUGUUUUAUUAAAAGUGCUGUAAGUGGCACUUCCUCCAGUUUAUUGAUACACUACAACAUGUAUAGCUACAUGUUUUAACUUUCUGUACUGUUGACAGUUAUCUGUGCUUUUUACAACGAGCUGAUUGUAAUUUUAAUAUACUACAGUAUAGCGGCCAGAAGUGAAUCGUGGGAGGGAUAAUUAAAUACGGCACAUCAAGUGAUUUUCUCACAAUUUGUUGGGUCUGAACCAUCACCAAACCUCCUUGUGUACCCAAGUCAUAUCCAUAAUUUUAAUUAAUGACAACCUGAAUUUUUUGACAGUACUUUAUGAUGGUUUGCAUCAGCUAAGAGUGUUUCUCUAUGUGGAUAAGAAUACUCCUUUUUUUUUUAACUUAAUGCAGGGUGGGUGGAAAUAAACACACACACACACACACACACACACACAGAUAUUCUCCUUCCACUUCACACAAGCUAUCAUCAUCACCCAUCACCAGAGUGACUUUCACUAAUCAUCAUGCUUCCAACUCGUGUAUGUACAGGUACACUAUUUCUUCAAUUUUAAUUACAAGGUUGUCACUGACAAAAAAUCUUUUGAUUGGGGGUUCUAUUGUGGCUUCAGAUACAACCUAUUCUGAAUCAUGAAGAAACACUGGUCUGAAAUAUAGGAUUUUAACUUGUUUACCUGUUGGAGAGCAAAUAUCAACUACUGUACAAUGGAAACCAGAUAGAUCUUGAGCUUAGGUUCCUGUACUUCUCAUUAUUUAACUGAUUGUGCUCAAGCUUCUAAACAAUUAAAUUUGAACAUUUAUUUUGGUUUGGCAGUACUGUAGUCCAUUUCCAUUUUGUUUUUUUAAGUUGUUAUUCGGUCUAGGAUGUAAUACAGUUUAAGUACAGUAAUAUAAUCAAACAUCACAAUAUUUAUUUUUAUACAACUCUAGAAUCUUUGAUAAUUGAAAACAAAACCGUACAGUGUAGAGAAGUAAUCUUUAGUGAUGACGGUGUGAUGAAUUGCUGGGAUUGCAUGUAUGAUAAACGUCGGAAAAUAGUUACUUGAAAUAAUGUCAUCGUGUUUACAUUAUUCAGGCCAGGUGUAAGCAGUGCAUGUAUAAAAGUGUGGGUGUGUUCGAGAGAUAAGCAAUAGUGAUAUUUAACAAUAUUAUUUAGCUACUAACUGCCACAAAUAUGCUUAAAUACCGAUGCUUGUAGAAAGUAAUCCUGAUUUUUUUCCCUCCAAGUCAUUUAAAACUGAUGGCAGAGUGGCAUUCAUACUCUUAACUUGGCAUUUGGAGUGCUUCACUUUCAUAUCCAAUACAUCUAUAGCUCAGCCAUGACUAAAGGAAAGACUGAUUUUGAUGAACACAAUGUAGAAAGUCACACUCCAGCUGGUUUCCAUUGUACAGUACUUACCUCUCAUUUGAACCCUCAGAAAAGCUUUGAAAAAUAACAAAUAAUAUCUAAAGAACACUGCAAUACUUUCACUAUACAGUAGAUAAUUUUAAGAUAUGCCUUAUCAACAGUAAAGUUUUGAACAUUUUACAACUUCAAUUCUGGGUGGUAUUGAAGAGAUAGAAUAUAAUUAUCUUUUUUAUAAUUAGAAAGUUAAGAGUUUAUAUUAACCCCUUCUCAUUUGGGAUAAACAGUACAGGAUUUAGUGCUAAAACUAAGUACAGGUACUUUAUUUUGCUGCCUUGGAAGCCUGAUGACCCACAUACAUUAUCAUCUUUACAAUAGUCUCAGUUUGGUGAUUAAAACUGCAGACAGUGUAGGUAAUAGUGCUGCUAAAUGAGAGUGGAUAAGCACUAUGUUAAUCCCCUCCUACUUGUGUAAUAUCAAAAGGCUUAUAAGACAGCAGGUGAGUAGGGAUGCACCAUACUGUAAACAUCUCGUGUCACAUUGAUUACUUAAUUGAAUAGUACAGUAUUGUUUAAGUUAUAAAGUAAGAGUCACAGGCAAGACACAGCUACUUCAGGAGUUGUGUUGCUCAUGAUGACUGUCAAUUGAGUAAAUCUUAUAGGUGUGUUAAGGAUCGUUGACCAAGUGUUCCUACAUUUGUAAAGGAAAACACAAGAACAGCGGAACUGAGACAGAUUCGUAAGUGCUCAUUUUUUCUUGUUUGAGGAUACGAGAUGUUUAUAUAAUUAUAAUAUAGACUAGAGAAAAGAAGUGUUAAUGUAUCGUAACUGAAAUUGUUAUGUUACUCCUAUGUGAUAUUUUCUUGCCAGGCAGCACAUAGCUGGUGCCAUUUAGUUACACACCAUUAAGAGUGUCACUUGUGGUACAGUCAUGCUGUAACUUAACCUUUCCCUGCAAAUGUUUAAUCACCGUAAAUCCCAUUUUACAACAUAUCUGAUAAUUUUUUUAGUACUGUAUAUAUAUAUAUAGUUUAUGAUGCUAGUGAAGUACUUCUGAUGUAAAAAAAUUAUUGCUUUUAUAUUUCAUAUUCAAAGAAAUUAAUAUUUUCAAUUUGCAUUACAUGUUGCACUUGUAUAAUCUUUCCUUAAUGCUAAAAGGUUAAUAAUACAUUGUUUUCUUCUUCUUUUCAUUUUUAAUUUAAUAUAUGAAAGGAUAGAGAAAAAAAGAAAUUAAAUGUUAAUUACAUUUGAGUCUUGUGAAUAGAAACAUUCUAUACCUCUUCCUGAUGAGCUUUAAUAGUACAUUAUCACUAUUACUUUAAUGAAAAAAAAACUGUGAACCUUGGAA
Homarus americanus (American lobster) is the source of this 4480-nucleotide messenger RNA. Its product is annotated as STAM-binding protein-like. The transcript is spliced from 11 exons. The record is from RefSeq and is a predicted model, not a curated record. Lineage: Eukaryota; Metazoa; Arthropoda; Malacostraca; Decapoda; Nephropidae. Gene Ontology annotation, biological process: protein K63-linked deubiquitination. Bases 128 to 1480 code for a protein of 450 amino acids. Gene Ontology annotation, cellular component: membrane; endosome. Gene Ontology annotation, molecular function: K63-linked deubiquitinase activity; metal-dependent deubiquitinase activity; protein binding.